AAAAGAAAACAUCAACUUUAUAUACACUCUUUUUUCACGAUGGCAUCAAACUCAAUGUCUGCUUAUGGAUCUGGCUCAUGGACUGUUAAGCAGAGCCAAGCCUUUGAGCGUGCUCUAGCAACCUACGACCAGGAGACUCCUGACCGCUGGUACAAUGUCGCUAGAGCCGUUGGUGGGACAACACCAGAUGAAGCUAAGAGACAAUACGAACUUCUCGUGCGUGACAUAGAAAGCAUUGAGAAUGGGCACGUGCCAUUCCCUAACUACAAAACUACUGGAGGCAGCACCAAAGGCAGAAUGCGUGAUGAGGAAAAACGGAUGAGAAGCAUGAAGCUGCAGUGAAAGAAGAAGCAACUGAAUCUAUAAUUAUGGUAUGAUGAUGGUCAAGAAUAAAAGAGAAACAGGCAAAAAGAUGUGCUAGGCAACUUUAAGCAAUGUUUGUGUUGCUAUUUCCCACAAGUUUAUAAUCUAUGUAGAACCAAAAAAAAAGCCCUCGAGUUAAUUAAGCAAAUAUGUAUUCUAGGGUUCUUCUCAAUGAAAAAAAAAAUCCAAUUGUCUGAAUCAAUUAGAAAUGUUGAUCAUACGGUAAGGGAUAAACCAAUCUGAAUCAGAUGGUUCUUUCUUUGUAAUGAUACUAUCUACGGA
Molecule: messenger RNA, 645 nt
Organism: Eruca vesicaria subsp. sativa (arugula)
Lineage: Eukaryota; Viridiplantae; Streptophyta; Magnoliopsida; Brassicales; Brassicaceae
Source: the annotation of a GenBank genome assembly